CAUCUAGCCCGCUCUAGCUCUUUCGGGACGGCUGAAGCUCAUACUGGAGCUUGCUGGUAAUCUUGGUCGCAGCGCAUUUCUACAACACCACUCUUGAUGAAGCUACAAGGCCGCCGUUGACGCGCAAGCUACCACACCGGCUGCCCUUGCAUCUACGUCAAUCUUUUUCUGCGCAAUGAAAUGUUGAUUGCUUGACCGUCACUCCCUCACACCGUUGCAAUAUCGUGCAAUCAAGCGUGUGGCUGGUGUCAGACAUAAGACCAGUUCUCAUACAUCGCAUCCAUUGGCUGUAUAGCUCUUCGUCCGUUCUAGCCUGGAUACAUUCCAAGCCAAUCAAUUAUGUGGCCUUCGGUACCAGCUUACAGAAGCUUCGCCAACAUAGCAUGUCCCUCGGGUGCAAAGUGCGAGUUGCCUCACUGCAUUUUCAGCCACGAAUCUACAAAACCCACUAUAGCAAGUCGAUCUCCAUCGCCAGCUGCAGUAACAUAUGACUCGGAGCCAAUCACAAAAAGACUGAAGCUUGACGACAGUACAAAAGCACCCACUGCCGGCGCGCCUGCAUCAGCUCAGAAGAACCCCAAUGUUUCGGUCACCGCGGACUUACCCAAGAAAAAGAUACCUGCAACAGACAAUGGACCUGGACCGGCUAACACCGUCCCUCCAAAAACGCAUGUCGGAAGUGUCACCGUUGCUUCUCUCCCGAAAUCUGUCACGCGGCCAGUAUCACCACCCCCGGCCGCAGCUGCACCGAAGGCUACCGUCAAACCCGAUGCUCCUGUUGCUUUGAUGCCGCGCAAACUCAACAAAGAACCAGCAACUUUUACCAAACGAGUCGCUUUGCUUAAGGCAUUACAUUCCUACAUGAAGCCGCAGAACGAUAAGCUACUCAAAGCAGUCAAGCCUGAGAUCAAAGCGCUGCAUCUUUCCGCAAACCAACUCAACAAGCUAGCAGUUGACGAAGAGGAAAGAAUAGCUACAUCGAACCCCUCUGUAUACGAGAACAUACUCAAGCAGCGGUUGGUCAAGUUGAAAGGCAUGUCAGCAGAAGAAUGGGUCAGGGAACGACGCGAUGCGGUAGCCAAGGAGAAGGGAGAGCCACCGAAGAAAGCACCACCCAAAAGGGUAGAUACGGGCCUCACAGCGAAAGAAGAGAUGACGUUCCUCCCCAGGCUUGUGUGUCCGCAGGAUGGAUUAGACCAGCACGGCUAUGUAACCAAGGUACCUUCCAGAGCCGAUUUUAACGAGACGGAAUUGGCGCUCGAAGCAGCUGGCGGGUGGGAACAGUGUGAUCGCUGCAACACUCGCUUCCAGGUCUUCUCAGAGCGGCGAGAAGAAGAUGGAGCGCUUACAACAGGAGGACAGUGCAAGCAUCACUGGGGUAGGCGCAUCUUUCCUAGGAAAACAAGAGGCGUCGCCCCAGAACCUACAAAGUUCAGUUGUUGCAAUGGGGAGGUAGGGUCGCCGGGCUGCACUACACAUCCUACCCAUGUAUACAACGUCAAGGAUCCAAAUCGACUGUCACUCAUUAUGCCAUUUAUAGAAACACCGGAGAACGACAAGGUCCCGAAGGACACUGCUGUGUGCUUCGACUGUGAGAUGGGGUACACCACCAAUGGCCUUGAGAUGCUUCGUCUCACAGUCAUUACAUGGCCACAACACAAACCUCUUGUCGACGUGCUAGUCCGCCCUCUUGGACACGUAUUGGACUUCAAUACCCGUUUCUCUGGCAUCACUGCAGAUCAGUUUCUGAACGCGAAACCAUAUGAUCCAGAAAACCCAAAACCCGUGCGCAAAGACCUCCGCAUCGUCGAAUCACCCCACGCAGCAAGAGAACUCUUUCUCUCUCACGUCUCUCCCACCACCCCAGUCCUUGGCCACGCUCUCGAAAACGAUCUCAACACCAUCCGCCUCGUCCACCCAACCAUCAUCGACACCGUACUUCUGUACCCAAACCCCAGUGGUCUCCCUUUCCGCUUCGGCCUUCGAAAACUAGCGUCCGAUCAUCUUGGCGAGCAAAUCCAGCAAGGAGGCGCUGCUGGCCACGACAGCUACGAGGACGCGCGCACUACAGGCGAGCUGGUUCGAUGCAAGAUUAAGGAGAGGUGGAAGCUUUUGAAGAUUGAUGGUUGGCAGAUUAGAGAUGAUGGUGUGUAUCCGCCUAUGCCCGCUGAGAAACCGCCAGAGCAUGCCCCGGUUGCGCCGUCGAUGGUGCCAGAGGCGAAGAUGGCGGUUCUUGAGGGGAAUCCGGCGCAGAAGAGGAAGUUGGACGAUGAAGAGGGAAAAGAAGAGGCUGAGGCGAAGGGGCAGGAGUGAAAUAUGGUGUCACGCGAUGACUGGCGUGCGAAAACAGAAGCAAGGAUUCGUGGUAUGGCGAUAUGAUGGGGAUAUGUGUAUAUGCAUGGUAUUGCAUCAUAGCGUACAGGCGUUUGCAUGUAGUGAGGAAAUACCCACAUUAGCCUGCGGUAUGGCAAGAAGUAUAGUUUUCAUGUAAAGAUACGAGAUGACUUCCUCAUCCUGUACCUAGCCCAGAGACC
Messenger RNA from Alternaria rosae, 2534 nucleotides. RefSeq lists its product as uncharacterized. Bases 340 to 2313 code for a protein of 657 amino acids. The record is from RefSeq and is a predicted model, not a curated record. Gene Ontology annotation, cellular component: nucleus. NCBI's taxonomy places the organism in Eukaryota, Fungi, Ascomycota, Dothideomycetes, Pleosporales, Pleosporaceae. Gene Ontology annotation, molecular function: nucleic acid binding; exonuclease activity. The transcript is spliced from 2 exons.